AUGGCCGAUGAUCUGCUGGCUUCCAACUUGUUCUCUUUGAAAGGCAAAGUUGCAUUGAUUACAGGCGGUGGAAGAGGAAUCGGUAAAGUAAUAGCCAAGGCGUUCGUACGGAAUGGGGCUCGAGUUUAUAUUGCUUCUAGAAAAAAAGAAAUUCUCGAUAUGGCUGCUGCCGAGUUAAAUGCAUUGGGUCCGGGAGACUGUUUUGGAAUUAAAGCGGAUCUCAACUCUAAGGAAGCUUGUGAGAGACUUGCGACUGAAAUUGGGGAUCGCGAAAAAGGAAAACUUGAUAUUCUAGUAAAUAAUUCUGGGACAGUUUUUGAUGGAACAUUAUUCGAUUUUCCUGAAGAAUGGUGGGAAAAUAUUUACAAUUUGAAUGUUAAAAGUGUAUUUUAUCUGACGAUCGCAUGUUUUCCAUUGCUAGAAAAGGCCAGUCAUAAACCAGACGAUCCAUCAAGAGUGAUCAUCAUUGGAAGCAUUUCGGGUAUAGGUGAAGGUGAUCUCAGAGGGAUAGUUGAAGCUAAACGAGUUACCUCUGUACCUUAUAAUACUUCUAAAGCUGCAGUCCACAGUAUUGCAAAAAAUCUUGCAGUUCAUUUUACUCCACGCGGUGUUAAUGUUAAUGUGAUCGCACCCGGAGUGAUUUUCACCAAUAUGACCUCUGAUAAAGACAUUCAAGCUUGUAUUUCGGAAGUUCCACAAGGUCGUUUGGGUGUUGAAUCUGAUAUUGCAGGAUCAGCCUUGUUCCUAGCUUCACAUGCUGGUAGUUGGGUAUCUGGUAUUAUUAUACCAGUGGAUGGUGGGACAUUGUUAAGAAACAAAGAGCUUGGGAUGAAAAUGGCAAAACUGUGA
Cetraspora pellucida is the source of this 849-nucleotide messenger RNA. NCBI's taxonomy places the organism in Eukaryota, Fungi, Glomeromycota, Glomeromycetes, Diversisporales, Gigasporaceae. The record is from the annotation of a GenBank genome assembly.